Molecule: messenger RNA, 4801 nt
Organism: Scatophagus argus
Lineage: Eukaryota; Metazoa; Chordata; Actinopteri; Scatophagidae
Gene: tdrd6b
Product: tudor domain-containing 6
Exons: 4
Coding region: 352-4632 (1426 amino acids)
Biological process (GO): spermatogenesis
Source: RefSeq, a predicted model, not a curated record
GUUUGAGGUGUCAUGUCACGCUUUCCGAAACACGGAACCGAAAGGCCGCCUGCCUGAGUGCGCGUCCACAGCCAAACACGGGAUUGGUACUCAGCUGUUUGUUUGUUUUUUUUAGUUUCGGUAAUCUCCAUCUUCAUAAGUCAUGUUUGGGGGCGGUUCUAAUCGCCUGUGGCAAAGUGCAAUCAAAGUCUUUAAAAGGCUUUGUGAGGACCCGCCCCCUCCUCUUUCCACUGAACGCCAAUGAUGAUGAUGAUGAUGAUGAUGUUGGUGUUGGUGUGCCGUCGCCUGACUGAAACACGGUGGAAAAUCGACUUUACAGUCUGCAGGUGUAUUUAACCUCUGAGUUUCACAAUGUGUUCAAUUCCUGGGCUUCCAACGGCAGGAUCAGAAGUAUCUGUCCUCAUCACGAGAGUUAACCUAAACCCCAGUUGGGGUCUCAUGGAAUUAUGGGUCAACAUGGAUGAUGAAAGGAAGCAUAUUUAUGAACAGAUGAGAGAGGACAUUCAGAUUCCUAAAAGGAAGUUUUGUGGAUCAGAAGGAAAACCGGGUGAACUCUGUCUGGUCUGCAUCAGUGACACCUGGCACCGAGCUCGGAUUGUAUCCAUUCAAAAUGACACUUACGAUGUUUUUCUAAUCGACCAGGGACGGCCCCAUAUUGCCACAAUGGAAGCUUUAGCAUAUGGCGAGUGUCAGAGUUUUCUCCUUCCUCCUGAAACUGAAUCAUGCAUACUCGCAAAUGUCCUCUUCAGUGAGAAGAACUGGCCUGAAAGAGCCACAAAGUUUUUGAAGACGCUGCCUGACAAGAAGUUUAAGGGAUUGGUUCAACAUGUCCUGAUGCCACACAGGAUCAUUCUUCUCGACUUACCAAUUCUCUCAAAGCACAUGUGUAAGUGUGGAGUUGCAAAGAAGAUACCAGUGGACGAGUUUAAGUGCCUUGUACUGAAAUGUCUUCCUUUAGCAAAAUCAGAGGAAUCUGAAGCCAACCGCAUAACGCAAGACCACAGUCUCAGCGUUAGUUGCCAACUUGAGAAACAUGACCAAUAUUUUUACCCAGAACUGUUAACUAACACUUUGGAAACUGUUACUGUGACUGAGGUAUCUAAUCCACAGAAUUUCUUUUGCAAACUCCUAAUUUUUUCCAAGGCACUGAAGAUAUUAUCGGAACAGAUCCAACAGUACUAUGAAGAGAGCUCAGACUUGGGAGAGGCACAACCACAGACCUGUGGGGAUCCAUGUGCUGCUAAGGGCUUAAAUGGCAGAUGGUAUCGUUCGUUACUAAAGCAAAACAUGACCAGCGAUGGUGCUGUUGAAGUCUUUCAUGUGGAUGAAGGAAAGACUGAAUUAGUCCCAGUUGGAGACAUCAAACCACUGCACGGAAAAUUCCUGAGAAUGCCAGUUGUUACAUAUCCCUGUUCUCUUGAUGGUGUAAAAGAUGAGGGGACUGGUUGGACUACAGACCAGACUGGUUACUUGAAAUCCCUGCUCCUGCACCAGACUGUCGUUGUGAGGUUAGACCACCACAAUAUAUCUCAAGGUUUCUACUCUGUCACUCUCUAUGCAGAUAAUGGUGCAUGCAUAAACACUUGUUUUAUAGAGAAGACUGAACAAGAUUCAAAUGUCCAAAAUGAACCCAUUUGCUCAUCAUUUCUUGGAGAUGAUGUAAAUGUUGUUGGGUUACUGGAAGAAGUUUUGCUCAGUACCAUUACUAACUCAAAACAUCCAAACUGUCUAGUACAGUGCAAAGGGCGUCUUUCAACAGGUUUCCCCUCUGAGAUGCAAGAUGCUCAUGAUGACCAUGCGUUUACUGUAGGAAGUUGUGUCAAUGUAAACAUAUCCUGCAUUGAAAGCCUACAGAAGUUCUGGUGUCAGACAACAGAAAACGCGGACUCCCUUAGACUUCUUAUGCAAGAUCUGCAAAAACACUGUGCGUUUGCCCACUCGCAGCCACUUGUUGAGUCUGUCUACGUCGCACGCAAUCCAGACAAUGACAUGUGGUACAGAGCAAGGAUCAUUUCAAGUCAAAACUCCCCUGUAGUGGAUGUGAGAUUUAUAGACUAUGGUCAGACGCGAAAGGUCCCUCUGCGAGAUGUUCACCCCAUUGAUCCAGCUUUCUUGCAGCUGAAUGCACAGGCUUUUCAGUGUUGCUUGUCCAGUCUGAAGAAUAAUCCUACUGCCACCGCUGUGAAUGACUCUGCGUUAACAGAGUUUUGGAAGUUUGCGGAUUCAGGUGCUUCAUCAGAUGUUGGCUUGAAAUGCACUGUAAAAGCUGUAAUGACGGAUGAAGAAGGUAUGUUGGUGAACAUGGUAGAUAUUGAAACACCAUCUGACAGCGCAUGUGCACAAACUGAAGCUCACUCACAAAUUCCUCCACAGGUCCCAUCAGAUGCAUACAGUUACUCCACAUACGAUAUUGAGGUGGGAGCAAAAGAAAAAGUGUGGAUAACCUCUUCAGAGAAUGUCAAUCACUUCUGCUGCCAACUGGACAGGAAUUCGCAUUUAUUUGACAAAGUGAUGGAAGAUGUUCAACAACUCAUUGGCCAGCCACAGUGCACAGAUCAACCACUCGGACUUAAUAGCAUGUGCCUUGCCAGGUACACUGAUAAUCAGUGGUAUAGAGGUCAAGUAGUAGAAAUGUCUCCGAAACUUGCAGUGCAGUAUGUUGACUAUGGUAGUACCCUUGAAGUGGAUGAGUCUGAUGUUUGCGCCAUCCCCACUGAGGCAAGUAUCACUACAACUGUUCCUGUGCAGGCUGUUCCACUUGGCCUGUUUGAUGUCCCUGAAGAAGUGCCACAGGAAGUCAACCAGUGGUUUUCAGAUCAUGCUAUUGACCAUAAUUUUACCAUAUCAGUGAAGGAAAAAGGAGCAGAAGGGAAGCUAAUUGUUGAACUCUUUGAUGGAUCUCUGAAUAUAAAUCUGAAAGUUCGAGAACGGAUAUCACAGAUGACACAACAAAAAAAGACUGGUCUCAUUCGGCCGGCUAAGCAGCUCUCUAACAGCUCAGAACACGGUAACAUGCCAAAUGAGGACUGUUUAACGCAAGAGCUCACAAACGUGUCCGGAUUAACUAAGAUGACAGAACAAAAUAAAGUCGACAGCAAUGGAGUGUGUGCUCGAGAUGACCUUCAGAUGAGGUCACAACCCAACAGUAAUGUCUCUGCACCAGAAAUGAAACAUGAAAAGAUUUUGGAUGUCAUUCUUGAGGAAACAGAAACUGUGUUGGCAGAGACUUCCAUACAAGGUGGCCACAGUGACUCAGAAAUGACGCAACAUUCCUUUCAUUCUAGCUCCAAGGAAAACAUAAAAACUUGCAUGUACAAGAGUCCAAACAUUUCUCUAAACAAGACAGAAGAGGCAUAUGCUUCCUGUAUUGUUGGACCACAUUACUUCUGGUGUCAGUACACCGACACUGAAGACCUUGACAUAGUGUUGAGGUUUGCUCAGGACAUGGGACAAGCACAGCAGGACAUGCUGAUCCCCAAGACAUUGGAUCCUGGUAGUCCAUGUCUUGCUCUUUUUCCCAGUGACAACCAGUGGUAUCGUGCUCAGGUAAUUCAGAGAACUGAUAAUGUACUCCGUGUUGUGUUUAUUGACUAUGGAAAUGAAUCCGAUGUUGACUCCAAGAAUGUGAGACCACUACCUCAAAGUCUGCUGGAUAAGGCUCCUCAGGCCUUUUUGUGCUCUUUGAAUGGAUUUGAUGAGUCCAGGGGCUCCUGGGAUGACAGUGUUUAUGAUGACUUCUACAAUCUCUUGGUUGAUAAACCACUCAAAGUAACAGUGUUUAAUAUGGAAGACCACUCGGAGAUCACGGUUGCUCAGUAUUCGGUGGAAGUUGAGUGUGAGGGAGUGAUUGUAAACACAGCAAUGCAGAAAUACUGGAAACCUGUUUCUAAGGAAGGUGUUUUGAGAGAAAGCCCUCAAAUAGAAACUGUCUUCCAAGAUGGUCAAACUGAGUCCUCCAUGAGACACCUCAAUGUUUCCAAAGGAAAUAUGAAUACGGGCAUGUACAAGGAACCAAAUAUUUCCAAAAACAAGACAGAGUUGGUAUAUGCCUCUUGUAUUGCAGAACCCCAUUUCUUCUGGUGUCAGUACGCCGAUACAGAGGAGCUGGACAAAGUAGCUAGGCUUGCUCAGGAAGCAGGACAGGUGCAGCACAAGGCAGAGUUUCCCAAAUCUCUUGGUCCUGGCACUCCAUGCCUUGCUCUGUUUUCCAGUGAUAAGCAGUGGUAUCGAGCUCAAGUGAUUCACAGAGUUGAUGAUGUAUUCCAUGUUGUGUUUAUUGACUAUGGAAAUGAGUCUGAUGUUGACAUCAAGGAUGUGAGACCAGUCCCUCAGAGUCUGCUGGAGAAGGCUCCUCGGGCCUUUUUAUGCUCUUUGAAUGGAUUUGAUAAGACCUUGGGCUUCUGGGAUGAUGACACUUAUGAUGACUUCUACAAUCUUCUGGUUGAUAAGCCACUCACGUUGACGGUGCUCAACAUGGAUGACCAUUCAGAGAUUGCAGUUCCUCAAUAUGCUGUGCAAAUAGAGUGCGAGGGAGUGGUUGUGAAUAAACUGAUGGAGAAAUACUGGAAAGUACAAGACACGGACCAUUCCUUGGCAAAGAGUGUGGGAUCAGCUGUGGACCCAGAUAAAUGACCACGUUGAAAAUCCAGUUGUGACAGAGCAACCCUGACUCUUGUGAAUGUGCAGUUCAUGUUUGUUUUGUAUGAAAUUUUACCAGCUCUAAUUCUACUCAAUGAAAUGAAAUGAAACCUGUCGUGGGGUUAGUUUUGGUCAAUAAACAUGCUGUACUUGCAUAGCUGAA